CGCCCUCUAAUAGCAGCAUAACUCAAGUCCAGGUCAGUCACGCGAGAACACAUGUGACGUCACUUGGUAAGCGACAGAGUCAUCUGGAGCUUCACAGAUCCUUGGUGUAACGUGAUUGUUUUGAACCCCGAAAAUGGUGAAAUCGGGGAAGCUUCGAUCUGGAACCGGGUCGAAACUCAAACGGUGGAAGAAGGGACAACCCCCCGGGGGGGGCCGUUUUCGGCAGGCUGCUAAAAGCCGCUUCUUCAUCCGACCCACCGGCAAGAGUGAUCUAACAGUUGACGCUGUUAAGUUACACAAUGAACUGCAGACAGGUUCGCUGGAGAUCGGUGCAAGCGCCGGUAAAGGUACCUUUAUGGAAGAGGAGCCAGAAGAGGCGUCAGAAAGAACCUCGUGCACCUUCCUCAGUGGUCUGUCAGACUGCUCCAACCUGACCUUCAGAAAGGUGCAGCGCUUCUGGGAGUCCAAUUCAGCUGCACACAAAGAGAUUUGUGCAGUGUUGGCAGCUGUUACUGAGGUGAUACGUGGUCAAGGAGGGAAGGAAACUGAAACAGAGUACUUUGCUGCUUUGAUGACCACCUUGGAGGUUGUGGAUUCAACAGAGUCGCAGGCUGCAGUGGCAUACCUCCUCAACCUUGUCAUGAAACGGGUUCCUGCUCCAGUGCUCAGGUCCAAGUUCUCAGACACCACCAAGGCUCUGAUGGAAGUCAUGUCUAAACAGGCCAGGUGUGAGACCGCCUCGGCUCUCAGAUGGAUUCUGUCAUGCCUGGCCACUUUGUUGAGGAAGCAGGAUGCAUCUGUGUGGACUUACCCAUCUACUCUUCAGGCUUACCACGGCUUGCUCAGCUUCACAGUGCACAGCAAGCCUAAGGUCCGUAAAGCAGCACAGCAGGGUGUUUGCUCCAUUCUCAGAGGUAGUGACUUGCUGUUUACAGAUAAUGCUCCAAGCCACCACCCUGCUGCAGUGACCACAGCCAAGUUCUGCAUCAAAGAAAUGGAGCAGGCAGGAGGCAGCAAAGAGGACACUACCACUCUUCACGUGCUUGGUCUCCUAAAAGAGCUGAUGGGAGUGUUUCCUCUGGGAGCUGUGAAGUCCUGUUGUGAGAUGCUCCUGCGAGUGAUGACACUCAGCCACGUGCUGGUGACGGCGAGUGCCAUGCAGACCUUCCAUAGGCUGUUCAACGGGAAGCCAAAUGCUUCGGCCUUAUCGCCUGAACUGAACGCACAGAUCAUCACGGCCCUGUAUGACUACCUGCCCAGUGAGAAUGACCUGCAGCCUCUGUUGGCCUGGCUGGCUGUCAUGGAAAAAGCGCACAUUCACUUAGCAAGUUUGCAGAGUUCCCUGAGUUUGGGUCACCUCCCUCGCCUCUUCUCUGCUGCCAUGUCCUGCCUGUUGUCACCUCACACGCAGGUAGUUUCUGCAGCAACCAGCACACUAAAGACUCUGCUGACUGAAUGUGUUGCCCCUCGCAUGGAGGAAAUAGGCAUGAUCAGUGCUACAGCAUCUGCAGGAAAUCCCUCUUAUGUCUGCAAAAUAUUUCGUAUCAUAGAAGAAGGGCUGUCUUAUCGUUUCCAUGCCUCCUGGCCAUUUGUGCUCCAGAUCAUGGGUUGUUUCUACCGCAUUGCAGGGAAACAGGCUCAUCCCAUCAUGACUAAGUCUCUGCAGUCUCUGGCAGACCUGCGCUCCACUCCUCAAUUCCCCUUCAGUGGUGAGUUGGACCUGGCUGUAGGAGGAGCUGUAGAGAGCAUGGGACCUGAAGUUGUGCUGGGUGCCGUGCCUCUCAACAUCACUGGCUAUGAGGAUGACUUGGAGUUUCCACGGAGCUGGCUAGUCCCCGUCAUACGGGAUCAUGUGAAGAGCGCUCGCCUUGGUUUUUUUACUUCUUAUUUUCUCCCUUUGGCCACUACACUAAAGCAGAGAGCUGAUGAGCUGGAGCAAGCAGGACAGAAGCUGGAGGCCAAAGUCUACCAGACUUUACAGUUUCAGAUUUGGACCAUGCUCCCCGGCUUCUGUAUGUGUCCCGUUGACCUGCUUACAUCCUUCAAAGGCAUUGCCCGUUCACUGGGUAUGGCUAUAAAUGAGCGGCCCGAUCUGAGACUCACAGUGUGCCAGGCUCUACGUACUCUCAUCAACAAGAGCUGCUCCACAGAAGAAGAAAAGGCUGAAGUCGGGCGCUUCUCUAAGAACUUCCUGCCCAUACUUUUCAACAUAUACAGCCAGCAGCCUGCAGCUGGAGACUCUGGCACCUAUAGGAUGGCUGUACUAGACACCAUAAAAGUCUACCUGACCAUCACUGAAACACAGAUGACCUGCACUUUUCUGCAAAAAGCCACAGACAGAUUGAGCAGCACAGACACCACUGAGUUUACACGGCUAUCAAUGAUGGACCUUGUGGUUGCCAUGGCUCCCUUUGUAGACGUGGUUACCAUGACUAAAACCUUUGAGCUGAUUAGGCCAUAUUUGGAGACCAAAGAACCAGGCAUGCAGAAGAAGGCUUACCGGGUGCUUGAGGAGAUGUGCGGAGGUGAGCGAGAGGAAUGUAGAUCAUUUGUUUUGGCCAAUUUGGAAACGCUCAAAGCUGUGCUGCUUGAGACUCUGAAAAAUGCAUCUUCACCAGCAAAAAGGCCAAGACUAAAGUGUCUGAUCCACAUUGUGAAAAGGCUCAACGAACAACACCAAGACUUCAUCACCGCACUGCUGCCAGAGGUGAUUAUAUGCACCAAGGAGGUGUCUGUUGGAGCUCGCAAGAAUGCCUACAAUCUGCUGGUGGAAAUAGGAAACGCUUUUAUUCGCUUCUGUGGGAACACAAACUAUGCCAUGGAGCAGUAUUUGGUUUUGGUGUAUGCAGGACUCACAGGUUCAGUCACCAUGAUCACCUGCACAGUGUUGGCGCUAACACGACUGGUGUUUGAAUAUAAAGAUUCUAUUGAGGUGACCGUCAUGGAGCAGCUGCUGCACAAUGUUUGUCUGCUGCUGUCGUCUCGUACCAGAGAGUUGGUCAAAGCUGCACUAGGCUUCAUCAAGGUCAUCCUCUUCAUCAUGGACCCUAAGACGCUAGCCUCACAUGUCACCAUCAUGAUGGAAGCUAUUGGGAAAAUCAGUGAUGAUGUGAGGAGGCACUUCAGAACAAAGCUGAAGAACAUCUUCACUAAGUUCAUCAGAAAGUUUGGUUUUGAGCUGGUGAAGAGCAUGCUGCCUGCAGAACAUCACAAGGUGCUUGUAAAUAUCCGCAAGGCUGAGGCACGCACCAAGAGACGGAAACAGGCCGCAGAGCAGCGGGAUGACUCGGAGAACGAUGAGGAGGCCCCUAAACUAAAGAGUGAAAGUAUCGAGGACAUCCUUGCGGAGUCAGACAGUGAUUUGUCAGAGGAUGAAGGAAAGACCAGCAGUGCUCAGAAGAAAACAAGCAAACUGCAGAAGGGACGGGCCUGGCUCAAAGAAGGAGAAGAAGAUGACCCACUCAACUUCCUGGAUCCCAAGGUUUCUCAGAGAGUGCUAGCGACAAACCCGGCAAUGAAAAAGAGUGCCAAGGUUGAGCAUGGCUUUAAAGUAACCUCAGAUGGACGGCUGAUUAUUAGAGAAGACGAUGGGGAGGACGUAAAAGACAAAGAUGAAGGAGAGAUGAAAGAUAUUCUAGAAGAGGCUGGAGUCACGAGUAAAAAGUCACAGAAAAGGAAGUUCCAAGAUGACUUUGACGAGGACAUGGACAUUGGACCCCAGUUAAAAUAUAAAGCUGGAGGCUCCGGUAUCCACAGACCCCUUGGAGGCAGGCAAGACAUUGGAGUUGAUUACAAGUCAAAGAAAGGAAAAGGAGAUGUGAAGAAAAAAGGAAAGCUUGAUCCUUAUGCUUACAUCCCUCUGAAGAAGGCGCAGCUCAAUCGCAGAAAACGCGCCAAACUGCAAGGCCAGUUCAAGGGCAUGGUAAGAGGAGCCCAGAAGGGGGCGCUCUCUGGAAAGAAAAUGCAGAAGAAAAAGAGGAAGUAGUGAAGGACAUAUCAGUUCUCGGACUUUUUAAAUGAGUUCUGUGUGAUGGCUUGUUCAAAAACAUCCAAAAAAUGUGAACCUACAUUUGGGAUGUGUGUGUGUUUAUGACAGACCGACAUGGAAGAUGACACCAGUUUGUUUUUAAACUGUGCCGUCUUUAAAAGUUCUGGAAACGCUCCCGUUGAUGUCAUACAGUCAGUAGUAAUUGUGUGGGCAUGGCAAAUAUGUUGAAUGUCGGUGUGUACUGACUGACCAAAUGCUGAAUCAUUUGGCUGUCAAAUAAAUCAUUCGGUUGUAA
Molecule: messenger RNA, 4283 nt
Organism: Monopterus albus (swamp eel)
Lineage: Eukaryota; Metazoa; Chordata; Actinopteri; Synbranchiformes; Synbranchidae
Gene: rrp12
Product: ribosomal RNA processing 12 homolog
Exons: 34
Coding region: 134-3985 (1283 amino acids)
Source: RefSeq, a predicted model, not a curated record